Penicillium bovifimosum is the source of this 2895-nucleotide messenger RNA. RefSeq lists its product as uncharacterized. Gene Ontology annotation, molecular function: damaged DNA binding; single-stranded DNA binding. Lineage: Eukaryota; Fungi; Ascomycota; Eurotiomycetes; Eurotiales; Aspergillaceae. Gene Ontology annotation, cellular component: XPC complex; nucleotide-excision repair factor 2 complex; nucleus. Bases 1 to 2895 code for a protein of 964 amino acids. The record is from RefSeq and is a predicted model, not a curated record. The transcript has 4 exons. Gene Ontology annotation, biological process: nucleotide-excision repair; mismatch repair.
AUGGUUCGCCAAGCGCAAACUCGCUCCUCAAGAAGCCGGACAUCCCCCUCCCGUCAAUCUAAACGUCCAAGACAGGCUGAACCUGAUGUUCCCACUCCAGAUGUCUACCAAGAAAUGCUGGAGGAGGCUGAAGCCCGCGAUCCGGGCGAAUUUGCCUCGGACAGGCCAAUCAAGAGGCGCAAAGCCGCGGAUAUGAAAGCUAUUCCUGUAACAAUAGGGUCAACGGAGCAAACACACGAGCAUCCAGAAGUCAACAAAUAUGACACCCAGGCGGUGCAAACCGUCUACGAUUCAUCGACCUCGGAAGAGUCAGACGUUGAGUGGGAAGAUGUUGAGAUACCCCAAGCACCUCAGACUUUGCUCCCAGAACGUGCCGCAAAUCAAGGCGGUGACGAGAUGCUUGAGAUCACGCUGGAGCAGGGAUCCGAGAAGCGCAAACGUGCUGUUCAUAGAAGGAAGCCUUUGACCGCAAGCGAGAGGAAAGCUAGGUUGGAGGUGCAUAAAUGUCAUCUUGUCUGCCUCUUUGGCCAUGUUAGGUUCCGCAAUGCGUGGUGUAAUGACGAACAAUUACAGGAAUUCUUGAAGAAAAUGCUACCCAGGAAGGUGAUUGCCCUACUACAUCCAGACGAAAAUAAACCACAUUACACCAGAUCUACUACUUUCAUGGACGGACUCAACGAGGCGGGAGAUGCCUUCACACGCAGGUUCCGGGUAACGAAACCGGGAUUAAAGCGAGCUCAUUGGGCCGAAGAUGAAACGCAGUUGAAGAAGAAAUUGGAGUCAAUUAUGUCGAACGCUGAAGUCUUUCUAUCAAAGGAGGAUUUUCGAACUCAAGCUCAGACAAUGCAAGGAUCUCGAGAUUUCGGGGCCCAGCUAUUCUGUGCUCUACUGCGCUCUGUGGCUGUAGAGGCAAGGCUUGUCUGCUCCUUGCAACCGUUGCCGUUCUCUGGUACUAUCAAAGACAUGUCGCAGUCGCCAUCCAAACCAAAGCCGGAAUACAUUGUCAUAUCUUCAGACGAUCAGGGAUCAUCAACGGAUGACAAUCGCAAGACCGAAAAAUCGCCUGCAGCUUCAAGGGUUCGACGUAUUGGGCAGCCUAAAUUCGCACCCUCACGUCCUCCUCAGCCAAAGUCACACCAAGCUCUCUAUUCAACAUCCCGCGAUUCCUCAUUUCCGGUAUUCUGGGUGGAAGCCUUCAACGAAGCCGCACAAAAAUGGGUCCCAAUUGACCCUGUUGUAACAAAAACCCUUGCUAAACCCUCGAAAUUCGAACCGCCUGCCGGCGAUCCUCAGAACUUGAUGAACUAUGUUGUAGGUUUCGAGGAUGACGGCUCCGCGAGAGACGUUACUCGACGCUAUGUGAAGGCAUUCAACGCAAAGACGCGGAAGCUCCGUGUGGAAAUAACACGAAAUGGUGAGAAGUGGUGGCAGAGAGUGCUGAGGCGCUAUGAAAAGCCUUUCUUGGCGGAUCGGGAUGCGGCAGAGAUCAGUGAAUUGACCUCUAAAUCCGCAGCCGAGCCCAUGCCGCGCAGCAUACAGGACUUCAAGGACCAUCCUAUCUAUGCCCUUGAGCGACACCUCCGUCGCAAUGAAGUAAUUCAUCCCAAACGAGUUAUUGGACACGUUGGGUUGGGCAAAAGCACAGCACGGAAUGAAGUAUCGGAGCCUGUUUAUCGUCGCUCUGACGUACAUAUUGUACGAAGCUCCGAUAAAUGGUAUCGACUUGGACGAGAUGUCAAAGUUGGCGAACAGCCUCUCAAGCGUGUCGCUGCAAGUCGUAACAAGGUCGCAGGAUUCAGCGACGACGACGAUGAUAAUGAGCCUGAAGAGACUACCCUAUAUGCUGAGUUCCAGACGGAGCUAUAUGUUCCGCCGCCAGUGAUUCAGGGAAGGGUGCCGAAGAACGCAUAUGGAAACCUCGAUGUUUAUGUGCCUACUAUGGUCCCCCCUGGUGGAGUUCACAUCAAGCGGCCGGAGGCAGUUCGGGCAGCCCGAAUACUCGGCAUUGACUAUGCUGAUGCAGUCAUUGGGUUUGAAUUCAGAGGUCGUCGUGGCACGGCUGUGCUUGGGGGCAUUGUCAUUGCUUCCGAGUACCACGAGGCACUUGAAGAAGUUUUGAGGGGCCUCGAGGAUGAGAGACAGCUCGCUGCACUGGAGGCAAGGACUGCCGAGGCUCUCCGUUUCUGGCGUCUCUUUUUGGUGAAGCUCAGGAUCGCAGAAAGAGUUAAGCAGUAUGCGGGCGACGAAGAACAACAGCCACAGGUUGAGGAUAUCGAGGAAGAAAUGGACGUUGAGGACGCCGGUGGUGGUUUCUUCCCUGAACCAAAUCAACAAAUCAGAAGCCCACCUCGGAAAAUGCUGGGAAAUGAAAGGCUGCCACACAACCAGCAUUCGCGCGAAAGCUCCACAGGAAAGGAAGCGGUGCAGGCAUCCGCAGAAGAACAAUCGGAUGUUGGAGGAGGAUUCCUACCAGACGAGCCCGACGAGCCUGGUCCAGCGUCGGAUCUGGAUCAAGUGCAAUCUCCAAAAGUUACUCCCCUAUCCACAAAUCUGCCGCCGAUACCAGCAAGCGAUGGCAGCAAGAAACCAUCUUUCACGCCUCGCUACUCACUGGUAGUUGUUCCCAAGCACGACCCAAACCCGCCAUCCGCUCCCCAGGAUCUGGUAGGGUCAACUGAGAAUGAACCCAUUGCGGUGGACUCAUCUACAAAUGAUGGUUCCAAAUCCGCAAGUGUUAUCACCAUUUCCCGGCCACCAUCCCCGGCGCGCGAAGAACAACGGUCACCAGCGCCGAAAUACGAUUCUGACAGCGAGAUCGAAAAAGGAUCUCUGCUUUCCGAGGAUCCUGAGGAUGAGGAUGCGAUACCGGAAUGGCUCAUGUUUGAUGAGGACUGA